Messenger RNA from Ictalurus punctatus (channel catfish), 5111 nucleotides. RefSeq names its product excision repair cross-complementation group 6 (gene ercc6). The transcript is spliced from 20 exons. The record is from RefSeq and is a predicted model, not a curated record. The coding region runs from base 129 to 4358 and encodes 1409 amino acids. Gene Ontology annotation, molecular function: ATP-dependent chromatin remodeler activity; ATP binding. Gene Ontology annotation, cellular component: nucleus. Gene Ontology annotation, biological process: transcription-coupled nucleotide-excision repair. Lineage: Eukaryota; Metazoa; Chordata; Actinopteri; Siluriformes; Ictaluridae.
GUGUUUAAUUGUGUAAGCAGUAUACGUGCUGUGAGUAGUACACUUGUAGAGAAAGCGAAUUGAAAUGGAUGUAACUGUAAACGAAUAAAUUUUUGAACAGAAACAGACCGUUUGGAAGCUACAUUAAUAUGCCUAUAGACAACAAUGAGGAACCAGACUGUCCUGCAUUGUCCAGUCCAGUGAGUGCUCUAACACCAGGAGAGAAAGAGGACAAUGGGUCCAGCAGGGCCUCGAGUGGACGCUCCAUCCCUGAGAGCAGUCAGGAAGAGCCAGCUGCUACAGCCUGCCCUGGUAAUGCUGGGCCUGAAAACUCCAGGAAAUCCCUGCUCCAUAUCAACCGUCAGGAGAUCCAGGCGGUGGCUCGGAACGAUCAAGCAGCCGAGCUCCAGGGUUUGGGAGUGGACGUCUAUGAUCAAGAUGUUCUGGAGCAAGGAGUCCUGCAGCAGGUGGACCGAGCCUUCCAGCAGGCCACUAUGGCCACGGCGAGGGCCGAUGCAGAGAAAGAAUACGAAUCCGUUCUGGAUGAUGUCAGGUCAUGCACAAGUGCUCUAAAACACAUCAACAAGAUAUUAGAGCAGCUCGCUCCUCAUGCCGCCUCCAGCAAGGACAUCAGCCGGAAAAUCGACUCUGUCAAAAGGCAAAAGGAAAACAAGGAGAAGCAGUUAAAAAAGAUCCGAGCCAAGCAGAGGCGGUUACAGGCCGUUUUGAGUGGAGAGGAUAUACAGAAGCUCGAGGCAGAGUUAUUGACUGAGGAUGACACAGAGGCAGGCCCAUCCACACAGGGCAGCAUGCUCAUGCCUGCUCAGGAGACGGAGUGGGAAGAGCUCAUCCGCACAGGUCAAAUGACGCCUUUUGGCACACGCAUCCCUCAAAAGCAAGAGAAGAAGGAACCACGCAAGGUGAUGCUGAGCGAAAACUCUGGCUUCGACAAGUACCUCGCUGACCAAGCCAUUAUGGCAGAGAGAAGAAAGAAACCAACACCAAAGAAGAAGAGGACAGUUUCCAGGAGUUCCUCUGCAGGCGCCCCAAAUAACAAGGCGUCCUCCAAGCAAGAAAAGAAACUGCAGAAACGGAUGCGGAAACUCCAAAGGACUGCUCUAAAGGCUCACCCCAAAGCAAGGCCUAAAACAGAGAAAGCAUUUCCCCAGGCCAGACAGAAGGGCUACAGGGAUGACGGCACAGACAGCGAGGGUUCCGAGUACGUGCCUAGUGAUGAGCUUAUGGAUCCCGAGGAACCAGAGCGAGAUGACGAGUUCUGGCUGGAUGAAAAUGAAGAAUAUGAACUUAAGCCGUAUAAGAAGAAGGAAGCUAAAACCAAGAAGUCAAAAAAAGAAGACGGAAGCGAGGAAUACCUUCCUAGCAGUUCUGAGGACGAGGACGCGGAGAGAAAAGUCAAGGUGAAGAAACACAAAGACGAUGGGGAUAUUGAAUCCUACAGGAAAAGAAUUCGGAAUUGGAAGAGGCAGAGACUCCAAGAGAAAGAGCAGAAGAGGCAAGCAGGGGAGGACGAGUUUGAAGAGAGUGAUGCUGAGUUUGAUGAAGGUUUUAAGGUGCCCGGAUUUCUUUGGAAGAAACUCUUCAAGUAUCAGCAGACAGGUGUCAGGUGGAUGUGGGAACUGCACUGCCAGCAGGCAGGAGGCAUUCUGGGAGAUGAGAUGGGCCUUGGCAAGACCAUCCAAGUAAUAGCUUUCCUGGCAGGCCUGAGCUACAGCAAGUUGAAGACACGUGGCUCCAAUUACAGGUAUGCUGGAUUGGGGCCCACAGUCAUCGUAUGCCCAGCCACAGUCAUGCAUCAGUGGGUGAAGGAGUUCCAUACCUGGUGGCCUCCAUUCCGUGUAGCAGUUCUCCAUGAAACGGGUUCCUUUAAUAAUAAGAAGGAGAAGCUCAUCCCUGAGAUAGCCGCUAGCCACGGGAUCCUCAUUACGUCUUACUCAUAUGUACGCAUUAUGCAGGAUUACAUUCAGAAAUACGACUGGCAUUACAUCAUCUUGGAUGAGGGCCACAAAAUCAGGAACCCAAAUGCAGGCGUGACUGUUGCAUGCAAGCAGUUCCGGACCCCUCAUCGGUUCAUCCUCUCUGGCUCACCAAUGCAGAAUAACCUGAAGGAACUUUGGUCCCUUUUUGACUUUGUGUUCCCCGGGAAACUGGGGACACUUCCUGUCUUCAUGGAGCAGUUCUCAGUGCCUAUCACCAUGGGGGGCUAUUCUAAUGCCUCUCCUGUGCAGGUGCAGACAGCCUAUAAAUGUGCCUGUGUCUUGCGCGACAGCAUCAAUCCGUACCUGCUGAGGAGGAUGAAGGCAGAUGUAAAGGCCAAUCUCUCAUUACCAGACAAAAAUGAGCAGGUACUGUUCUGUAGAUUAACUGAAGAACAGCGGCAAGUCUAUCAGAACUUUUUGGAUUCCAAGGAAGUGUAUCAGAUUCUGAACGGAGAUAUGCAGAUUUUCUCUGGCUUGAUAGCGUUGAGGAAGAUUUGUAACCACCCAGACCUGUUCACCGGUGGGCCACGCAUGCUGAGGGGCAUACCUGCGGAGGAACUGACUGAGGAGGAGCACUUUGGCUACUGGAAGCGCUCGGGCAAGCUAAUAGUGGUGGAGUCUCUGCUCAGGUUGUGGUUCAAACAGGGACACAGAGUCUUGCUCUUCACUCAGUCUAGACAGAUGCUGGAGAUCCUGGAGGUGUUUGUCAGGGAAAAUGGAUACACCUGCCUCAAAAUGGAUGGCACCACCACCAUCGCGUCUAGGCAGCCGCUCAUAGCGCAGUACAAUGAGAACAAGGAUAUAUUUAUUUUCCUUUUGACGACCAAAGUUGGAGGAUUGGGGAUCAACUUGACUGGUGCGAACAGAGUAAUUAUCUACGAUCCGGACUGGAACCCUAGCACAGACACUCAGGCCCGGGAACGUGCUUGGAGAAUAGGGCAGAAACAGCAGGUGACUGUGUACAGGCUGCUCACCGCUGGGACCAUCGAAGAGAAGAUUUACCACAGACAAAUCUUCAAGCAGUUUCUCACAAACCGAGUGCUCAAGGAUCCAAAGCAGCGGCGUUUUUUCAAGUCCAAUGACAUUUACGAGCUCUUCACCCUUACCAGUCCUGACGGCUCCCAGGGAACUGAGACCAGUGCAAUAUUUGCAGGCACUGGCUCAGAUGUACAGAUUCCAAAGAGACACAAGGCGCCUCAUCGUUCGCCAUCAAACCCAAAACAGAUGUCAUCAAAGCCAGAGAAACCUCAGUCAUCUUUACUGUGUAAAGAAAACUCUUCACCUGAGCCUUUAAAGAGAAACACUCCAACUCUUAAUGGCCUAUCCAACAGUAACUCCAACAAGGAAAGUGAUUCUUUAAACAUUACAUCCACAUCACACUCUGCUGAUGGUUCAUUAACAAACGGUCAUCAGCAAGAUCUCUUUAUUGCCAACACUCCUCAGAAACACAGGGAAAAGAAAAAGCACUGUGACGUGACGGACGUUGCGAGCCAGCCCUCAGAUAAGCAUAAACGCAAGCAUAAAAAACGUAAGCACGGCGAAGACGUCUGGUUUGAGGGUCAUCGUAUCUCUCACCUGGUGAAGAAGAGGAGAUAUAAAAGAGAAGACAACGAGGAUCAGAAGGAGACAAAAGAUGAGCAGAAGAACGACGACUAUGUUCUCGCCAAACUCUUCAGGAAGUCUGGGAUCCACAGUGUUAUGAAACAUGACACAAUCAUGGAGGCAUCAAACCCAGACUAUGUCCUUGUGGAAGCUGAGGCCAACCGGGUAGCUAAAGAUGCCCUUAAAGCUCUGAAAGUGUCCAGACAGCACUGCAGACUGCCAUUCAGAGGAUCUGCAACAGCAACACCAACCUCUGCCAGAAAACGAUUUGGACAGAAGAAGAACUCUCUUCUCAACCAGCCCUCAAACACAGCACAAAAAGCAGGCGAGAAAUGCAAGGAUGCAGAGUUCAUAAAGAAAGCAUGCAUCAAGAAACUAAGAUCAACUACCCACUUCAGUGGUGAGGGAGUGGAAGAAGAGGCGCUUUCUACCUCCCUCUCCUCCUCCUCACUGUUAGCCAGAAUGAGGGCCAGGAAUCACGUCAGUUUACCUCAGAGCCAUAAUGAAGAAGAAGAUGAUAACGAGCAAAGAGCACAGUCUUCCACUCCACAUGCUUCCGCUACUGAGCAUGAUGAGCUGCUGGUGGAUUUGAGGAACUUUGUGGCCUUCCAGGCUCAGGUUGAUGGCCAAGCCAACACUCGGGAGAUCCUGGAGUAUUUCACUCCGAGACUAACCUCCACUCAGACUCCAGUGUUCAGAGAAUUGCUUAGGAACAUCUGUGACUUCCACAGGCUCCCUGGACAAGAAGGGAGUUGGAAACUCAAAGCUGAGUAUAGAUGACAUGAAUUGAAUAUGUAUAAUAUUUAAUGAUUUCUUAAAUUUAUGCUUACCAUAUGUGGUACAGUAUGACUGAACUCUGCACUUUGAUAAAUGCAGUAAUUUUUCAUGGUUAAUGUAUAGUAUAUAUGUUGCUGUCAUGUAGCAUGUUGUUUAAUGAUAUGGGAUUGAUAAAAACAUACCUUUUAAAAUAUCUUUACUUGACAAGAUUUUGUUCACUUUUUCUGUACUUUUUUGUGUUAAACCUGAGAUUUACUUGAUAAUACGUUGUGUAUAACUGGCAAUGCACAAAUGUCAUUCAGGGACAAACAUGGGCUAUAACUGUGACUGUAUAAAACAUUGUAUUUUUCCCCUCAACUGUAUGCUUGAUUGAGUAAUUUAAAUCUCUUUUCUUGUUUUUUUUGGUGUGGCAAUGCUGUUUACUGUUUACGUACUUGUUGGUUUUAACAAAUUCUAGUGCUACAUUCCAAUGUUAGCUUGAUCAUUCAGCUGUUUAUAUAGAACAGUGUUCUGUGUGGCUGUAUUUGGCUGGUUAAGUAAGGCAUCAUGUAAUGCUAUAUUAAAACCACUCAAAUGGGUCCAAAUAUAAGUAGGUUUAUGUUUUGCCUUUUAAUUAUUUUUUCUAGAAUUCACUGUUGGUGAAAGAUCCUCCAAAUGCAUCUUCCUCGAUAUGGAAUAAUCAUGAAAUAUUUGUAAGAUGAGAUCAAUAUGGUCAUCACUGUCAUUUUUAAAUAUAAAAGAAGUUCCUCACAAUUA